CCACUUCCUUCUAUCCGUUUGUUAUCUAUCUGUUUUUGAAGAAUGUCAGUAAGUCUUUUUGCACCCACCUAUUUGCUCCAACACAAACUUCAAUUUAUCCACCAACAAUGGCUUCUCUCCGAGAAUUGCUCGCCAAAGAAGGAUUCGAGAAGGGAAAGCAUUUGAAGAGUCAAAAGCUAGUGAAUUUCAAAGACAGGUCGAUUGCGCCGGAAUAUGAGUCAAUAGCAGUGCCAAUAUACAUCUGCCAUGAUCGAAAAGGGUACGAGAAGCAGCAGGUCACAAAGGCCAGUAAGAAAAAUAGGUCCUCUAAAAGGUUGAGUACUGAUUCAGAGAGGACAAGUUCUAAAUCAUUGAUGAGUGAUGGGCCUGCAAUGGAUGAUGUAGCCAUUAGAGCAGUGAUAUCAAUACUUGUUGGAUAUAUUGGAAGGUAUAUCAAUGAUGGGAGUUUCCGGGAAAAGAUUCGAGCCAACUGUAAGUCUUGUUUGUUGAGAAGAAGAAAGAAUUCCGACAACAUGGUUUUCGCAGAUAUGGAAUUAGGAAUGGAGAGUAUUGAUAAGUUGGUGGCGGAGAGACCAAGUAAAGUGGAUUUGAGAAUGAAGUCACUAACGAAUUCAAUUCAGCUUUUGAGCAUUGUUGCCUCUUUAAAUUCUAACAAUUCAAGGAAUGGAACAACCUGUGGAGUACCCAAUUCCCAUCUCUCAGCUUGCGCUCAGUUUUAUUUAUCGAUCGUUUACAAGCUCGAGAACAACAGUCGAAUUUCUGCUCGGCAUCUGCUUCAAGUCUUCUGCGACGCACCAUUUUUCGCAAGAACCCAUUUGUUUCCUGAUCUUUGGGAGCAAUUUUUUCUCCCACACCUUCUCCAUAUUAAGAAUUGGUACCAGGAGGAGAUUGAGUUUAUUAAAAACUUGGACUCUGUCAACAGAGAGAAGAGAAUGGAAGGAUUACGUAAAGUCUACGAUGAACAGAUGGACACGGGUACUGUCAAGUUUGCGCUGUACUAUAAGGAGUGGCUUAAAACUGGAGUUACUGCCCCUUCCAUUCCUGAUGUGAAUUUUCCUUCAAGACCAAGUUAUGGGCCAUCAAUGAGGAGAAAAUCAUCAGAUUCUUAUAGUUCACAAUCCUCCAUCAACAAAAAUCUAUAUCAAACUGUUUUUGGCCACUCACUUGAGCGGAGAUCGAUGGACGUCGGUCUUCAAAAUCGCAAUUCAAUCCACAAAUGGACUUUGGAGGAGGAGGAGGAAGAAGAAGAAAAGAACAAGAUGUGGACUCCCGGAAGGUCAUCAAGCCAGGAUAUGUGGACACACAGAAGGUCAUCAAGUAACGAUUCCAAAAUUCCAAGAACUGAACCAUCACCGCAGACUCAGAGAUUAGGCCAUUUUCAAUUCCUCUCCUGUCAAAGCGUGCUAAUCGAUUGCCUGGUGAAUGGCAAUGUUAUACCAAGAGAUACUUCAAUAAGAAGGGAAGUGUACGUAGCUCGUCCUUUGAGCGAUUUGAGUAGUUACACUACUACUCUUUGCUCCUCAGAUAAUCUAUCUGAGUGUGAAAUUGCAAUUCGUCAGAUCGCAAAAGCUUGGUUGGACUCACAGGGUGCUCCCACCAUUGAAGCUGCAAUAUCAAGGGCACAAGUAAUUGAGGGAAUCCUCGAGGUUUUGUUUGCUUCCAAGGACGACGAAAUUCUUGAAUUAGCAAUCUCCAUUUUAGCAGAAUUGGUCUCAAGGAAUGAGGGUUUGAGGGAGACUAUUCUAAACUCAGAUCCUCAGCUUGAAAUCUUCAUGGUGCUUUUGAGUAGUACUAGUUUAUUUCUUAAAGCUGCUGUGCUGCUCUAUCUGUUGAAGCCAAAUGCAAAAGAAAUGGUAUCAGUUGAAUGGAUUCCACUAGUUCUCAGAGUCUUGGAGUUUGGUGAUCAGUUGCAGACGUUAUUCACGGUGCGGCGCAGUCCUCAAGUAGCAGCAUUGUACUUCCUGGACCAACUUCUAACAGGAUUUGAAGAAGAUGGGAAAAUAGAAAAUGCUGUUCAACUUGUCGCUCUUUGGGGAUUAAACUUACUUAUCAGAAGUAUUGAGAAGGGAGACAUUUCUGAAAGGAACAACACUGCCUCGAUCCUUUCUCGCUGCAUUCGAGCUGAUGGAAGCUGUCGGAAUUAUCUUGUCAAUAAUUUGAACAAGGCUUCUCUUCUGGAGCUAAUUGUUCUCGGAAUCAGACAGUCCUCAAAAGGCUGUGCUUUUGUUUUACUAACUGACUUACUUUGUCUCAGUAGAACAACACAGAUUAUUAAAUUCUUAGAGGAACUGAAUAGUGGAUGGGGUGGAUUAAGUACCACUCAAAUCUUUUUAGUCUAUCUCCAGAGAGCUCCACCAGAAGAACGCCCGCUGGUCGCAGCAGUCUUGUUACAGCUUGAUCUUCUGGGAGAUCAUUUGAGGUGCAGUGUAUAUAGAGAACAAGCAGUUGAUGCAAUCAUAUCAUCCUUGGAUUGCAAGCUUUCUAAUGAAAGCGUCCAAGAACAAGCAGCAAUAGCUCUCUUUAUGCUAGGGGCGCAUUUUUCAAGAGUUGGAGAGGCAACAGAAGAAGAAUGGCUUUUACAACACACAGAUUUCAGAUCAAAAUAUUCAUAUAAUGGACAGGAAAUAGCUUUCGAUGAAGACCUGAAUGAAGAGGAAGAGGAAGAGGUAAGGGAGAGUUUGCGACGAAAACUAGCAAUUGCUUUAUUUAACAGUGGCGGCAAGAGAUUCUUGGAUGCGCUUACCAAUGCCAUAGCCAACAGUACUUUGAACUUGGCAAGAGCAAGUCUUUUCACUGUUGCAUGGAUGAGCAGUUUCUUCAAUUCAAUUGGAGAUGAAAACUUCCAGUCCGUGGCAUACGCAACAUUGGUGCCUCAGUUGCUCGAAUCCACCAAUUCUGAGAGAAUUCUCGAGGAAAACCUACUUGCUUCUUUUUCAUUACAGCAUUUUGUAAAGAGUUCAGCAGAACGCUUUGCUUCAUUGUCACGAGAUACAAGGCUGAGAGAACCUCUCUCAAAUCCCUGUUGACAUGAACAGCUGAUGUGCUACCUCAGUUAUACCUAAGGCAUUAGUGUUCUAAGAUGGAAUUUUCUCUUUAGGAGUGUGCAAUAAUGUCUAUUGGCUGUGUUCCAGGAAUAGAUUAUAGUUUCUUGAGGCUUUUGCCUUGUA
Molecule: messenger RNA, 3167 nt
Organism: Tripterygium wilfordii
Lineage: Eukaryota; Viridiplantae; Streptophyta; Magnoliopsida; Celastrales; Celastraceae
Product: putative E3 ubiquitin-protein ligase LIN-1
Exons: 7
Coding region: 108-3026 (972 amino acids)
Source: RefSeq, a predicted model, not a curated record